Thamnophis sirtalis is the source of this 1351-nucleotide messenger RNA. NCBI's taxonomy places the organism in Eukaryota, Metazoa, Chordata, Lepidosauria, Squamata, Natricidae. The record is from RefSeq and is a predicted model, not a curated record.
GCUAGACCUGCUUGGCACCAUGCUGCUCCGUCUAGGAUCCACUCUGUACGGCUUGGCUCCUACCUUCCUCCUGUUGUUGGCCUUGCCCUUUGGAUCUCCAAUGUGUCCUAUGCUUUGCACCUGCUACUUUUCCCCACCCACAGUGAGCUGCCAGGCCAAUAACUUCUCCUCUGUGCCACGGAUACUACCGCCCAAUGCCCAGCGCCUCUUUCUACAAAACAACCUGAUUGGGACCCUGAGACCUGGAAUGUUUGGGCCCAGCCUCAUCACCCUUUGGCUCUACUCCAACAAUAUCUCCUCCAUCCAGCCUGGCACUUUCCGCCAUCUCCAGGUUCUCGAGGAGCUGGAUCUGGGGGACAACCGCAAUUUGCGCACACUUGAACCAGAUACUUUCCGUGGACUUGAACGGCUGCAGUCUUUGCACCUUUAUCGCUGUCAGCUGAGCAGCCUCCCAAACACGAUCUUCCGCAAUCUUUACAGCCUCCAAUACCUCUAUCUUCAGGAAAACAACCUGCUUUGCCUACAGGAUGACCUUUUUGUGGACUUAGCUAACCUGAGCCAUCUUUUUCUGCAUGGGAACAAAAUCUGGAAGCUCUCCGAGAACGUCUUCCGUGGCCUGUCUGGAUUAGACCGCCUGUUGCUGCACCGGAAUCACCUGCACACAAUUCCUACAUGGGCUUUUCAUGAUUUGGGAAAGCUUACCAUUCUCUAUCUGUUCAACAAUAGCCUGACAACUCUGUCUGGAGAAACACUCUCAGAUUUGCCCUCCCUGGAGUUUCUGCGCCUCAACAACAAUCCCUGGGCCUGUGACUGCCGUGCCUACUCUCUUUGGUCCUGGUUCCAGCGCACGCAUGUCUCCAUCUCAGACGUCAUAUGCAUCUCUCCUGUGGAACGCAAGGGGCAUGACAUGCGAUAUCUGAAUGAAGCAGUCUUUCAAGACUGCCCUCCGACCAGCCAUCACCCUAUUGAGUUUGACUGGAGCUGUAGGAUUGAAUGGGAUAAUGGACUGGCUCACCCCCAUCCUCGCCCCCACCCUCACCCCCACCCACAUCCUCACCCUCACCCACACCCCAAUGGCUCAUCAAAUCAUCUCUAUGGCCUUGGAGGAUCCCCUCCUGCUGAUCCUUCCUCCUUCUAUAGGGAUGUCCCGGCCAAUGACAUCCAGAGCCCCAAGUAUGAUCCACCAACAGAAGAUAACUACUGGGGGAGUUAUGCAUCUCUGCUCAUUCAUCGCUCUGGCAUCCUCCUGGAUUUUGCUAUGAUGACUUUCCUGAACUCGAGUAUAUCUUCCUUCUACCCGAGAUCCAAUUAUUAUUAUUAUGGACUCUCCAAGCACUAUGAAGAGAAUUGA